UCAGUAGACAGCAUGCGGCGAACGACUUUGACAGCAUCAUAAUGAGGUGCGCAAUCGUUCUACUGGCUCUGGUAGCUUUUGGGGCGGCCUACCCCCAACAGCAGCAGCAACAGCAGCAGCAGCAGCAGCAGCAGCAGCAGCAGAAACAACGUGCUGCUAAUCAAGAUCUUGUGAGGAAGCAGCAAGAUGUUAUCGUACUAUUGCAACAAAUCAAUCAAGAAAUUCCGAAUCAACAGCUACAGAACCUUGGUUCUUCCUACGACAUCCAAAACAAUUUGCAACAAUAUAACAACCCGAACCUUGUCAAUUACUACGCGAGCACUGUACAGGCCGGUUUGGUACAACCCAAAGGCACUUCUUAUUCAAGCUCCAACAGCCAGCUUCGCAAGGAGGUCGCCCUUCUGCAGAGAACUUUAUCAAGUGCCAGAGACUAUCAGACACUUUUAGCAACUGCCGCUUGGGCCCGCGUCCAUGUUAACGAAGAGCAAUUUGUCAGAGCUUUCAUCGCAGCCGUUCUGCAACACCCGGAGACACAGGGUGUCAUUCUGCCGCCUCUCUACGAAGUUAUUCCCCAAUCUUAUUUCGACGCUAGAGUCAUCCAAGAAAUCCAAAACAUUGUUGCACAGGGCGCCGGACAAAACCCUGUUGUUGUUCCCGUUAAUUAUACUGCUAGUUUAGCCAACGAUGAACAGCAGCUUUCUUAUUUCACGCAAGACAUCGGCCUUGCCAACUAUUACGCCUUCGUUAAUCUCGCUGGAGAUUUGUUGUCGCAGAAUGCACAACAGCAAUCGACGGCACAUCGAGGUAUUCAAAGUAAUCAGAAUCAGCAAAACGGUCAGGGAGCCAUCUAUUAUUACGUUCAUCAACAACUGCAGGCCCAUUACGAGCUGAACCGUCUUUCAAACGGACUUGGUCCAGUUCAAAAUACCGAUUUUGACAAUGUACAAGCACCGUAUCAACCGCAUCUUCGACAAGCAAAUGGACUCGAAUUCCCUUCACGUCCUUCAAAUGUUCAGCUCAGCUCUGUUAGAAGUAAUCUUGUCAACAAUGUCAGAAAAAUGAUACAGAGACUGAGUGAAACUAUUGAGUCUGGACAGGUCCUCACUCCGCAAGGCGCUUUCCUCUCCCUUUUCCAACCGCAAGGUUUGAACAUUCUUGGAGAACUUAUCCAAGGAACGGGCAGAAGUGUUAAUCCAAGGUACUAUGGCAGUCUUCAAGCAGCCGCGCGUCAACUCCUCGGUAAUGCUCCUGAAGUUCAGAACAUUUAUGAUUAUACUCCUUCUGUUUUGGAAUCGGGCAAUAUCGCCGUCCGUGACCCAGCUUUCUACCAACUUUUCAACAAAGUCAUCCAAUUAUUCCAGCAGUAUCAGAACUCUCUACCGGCAUAUCAAUACAAUGACAUUUUAGUGCCCGGCGUUAGCAUCCAGAAUGUUCAGAUUAGUCCACUUGUAACUUUCUUCGACAAUUACUACGUUGAUGUCAGUAACGCAGCCGCUCAGCAACAACAGCAACAAAACCAGCAGCAACAACAACAAUUCCAACAGCAGCAGCAGUAUGCUCAACAGCAACAGUAUGCUCAACAGCAGCAGUAUGCUCAACAGCAGCAGCAGCAAAACCAACAGCAGCAGCAAAACUCGCAGCAGCAGCAAAACCAGCAGGGACAGCAGCAAAACUCGCAGCAGCAGCAAAACCAGCAGGGACAGCAGCAAAACCCGCAACAGCAGCAAAACCAGCAGGGACAACAGCAAAACCCGCAGCAGCAGCAAAACCAGCAGGGACAGCAGCAAAACCUGCAGCAGCAGCAAAAUCAGCAGGGGCAGCAGCAAAACCAGCAGGGACAGCAGCAAAACCCGCAGCAGCAGCAAAACCAGCAGGGACAGCAGCAGGGACAACAGCAAAACCAACAGGGACAGCAGCAAAACCAGCAGGGGCAGCAGCAAAACCCGCAGCAGCAGCAAAACCAGCAGGGACAACAGCAAAACCAACAGGGACAGCAGCAAAACCAGCAGGGACAGCAGCAAAACCAACAGGGACAGCAGCAAAACCAGCAGGGGCAGCAGCAAAACUCGCAGCAGCAGCGAAACCAACAGGGACAGCCACAGCACUCACAAGGACAGCAGCAGCCACAAGGACAGCAGCAGCAGCAGUUCCCACAAGGACAGCAGCAGCAGUAUCCACAAGGACAGCAACAGCAGUACCCACAAGGGCAGCAGCAUCAACAAUCUCAGCAGCAGUCACAAGGACAGCAGCAGCAGCAGUAUCCACAAGGACAGCAGCAGCAAUACCCACAAGGACAGCAGCAGCAGUACCCACAAGGACAGCAGCAGCCACAAGGACAGCAGCAGCAGUACCCACAAGGACAGCAGCAGCCACAAGGACAGCAGCAGCAGCAGCAGUACCCACAAGGACAACAGCAGCAGUACCCACAAGGACAGCAGCAACAGUAUCCACAAUCGCAGCAGCAGCAGUAUCCACAGGGACAGCAGCAACAGUACCCACAAUCACAACAGCAGCAGUACCCACAAUCACAGCAACAGCAGUACCAACAAGGACAGCAGCAGCAGCAACAAGCUCAACAGCAACAGCAAAUCAAGGCACAAGUACAGAGAUUAGAUCAUAAGCCGUACGAGUAUCAGAUCACCGUCCAGAGUGAGCAAAACGUACCCAAUGUCGUCGUCCGCGUCUAUCUUGGACCUAAAUUUGAUGAUCAGGGCAACCCCAUCAGCAUCUCUCAACAUAGACAACAAUUCGUCGAACUCGAUCAAUUUACAACCGAUCUUCAGCAAGGACAGAAUGUUAUUGCCAGGCAGUCUCAGCAAGCACCAGGUCAGAGCUUUGAUUAUCCAUCUGUUCAAGACAUCCAGCAGAGCGUCAACGACGCUGUCCAAGCCCAAAAUCCAUUCUACAUCACCGAGCCGCAACAGGUCUUUGGUUUCCCCGCUAGAUUGGCUCUUCCUAAAGGUCAACAAGGUCAAGGAUUCCCAGUUCAAUUGUUUGUUGUGAUUUCUCAACCAGGACAACAAAGUCCAUCUUAUGGGCCAGUAAUCCCGGAACAAUACCAAACAUACCAACAAAAUGAAUAUCAAGUAGUUAGCUCCCAGGAAUAUCAGCAGAAUCAACAGCAAUAUCAAGGUAACCGGGGAAGCGGUUCGCAGCAAGCUGUGGAAGUUGUGCCUGAAAAUCUAUCAGCCAAUCAGCAAGUAAAUCAAGCUGUAAGAAACCAUCAAGCUAAUUUCUACGCCCAACAACAAGGACAAAACGCUCAAUCUCAAGUCCAACGGCAAGUACAGAAUGUCUUCGGCGUACAAAACCAGUAUGGAUACCAAAGACAACAGGCUCAAAACGCUCGUAGACAGCAGCAAUCGAGUCAAUCGCAAGGACAACAGCCAUGGGGUCAAGCGCAAGGACAAAACGCAGUAGCAGUCCAAGGUGGGCAGCAAAGCAACCAAGGUGGACAGCAAAGCAACCAAGGUAGACAGCAAAGCAACCAAGGACCACAAAAUGUACAAAGUGCGCAAGAAGGUAAUGGUGGCGCACAGUCUGGCCAAUACCAAUCUACUUACCAAGGACAGAGCCAACAGCAGCAAGGAUAUGGUGCAGCAAACGCCGGUAGCGGACAAUCCCAUGCUGGCGGCUUCCAAAAUGUCUUCAAUCAGAGACAACAGGAUAGUUCCGUCAGCAGAUACUACCAGAAUAAGCCCAUCUCCCAAAUUAUUGGUGGUGCUAUUUCUCUGGAUGGUAAACCUUUCAACUAUCCAUUGGACAGACCAUUGAGCGUUGGUGCUCUUUCCGUACCUAAUGUAUAUGUACAAACCGCCUAUAUUCAACAUGAAGACCAACCCGCCAACGAGAUGUACUACCAGUGAAAUGUUCCUAAGUCAAACUUAUAGAUGCGGCAUCGCUAUAUGUAACGAUGAUGUUUAAACAAAAGCGUUUUUUAUUUUU
Camponotus floridanus (Florida carpenter ant) is the source of this 3945-nucleotide messenger RNA. It is a transcript of the gene Hex110, whose product is annotated as mediator of RNA polymerase II transcription subunit 12. The coding region runs from base 42 to 3866 and encodes 1274 amino acids. Lineage: Eukaryota; Metazoa; Arthropoda; Insecta; Hymenoptera; Formicidae. The transcript is spliced from 7 exons. The record is from RefSeq and is a predicted model, not a curated record.